This is a messenger RNA of Suillus paluster, 1337 nucleotides long. Its product is annotated as 2-nitropropane dioxygenase. The record is from RefSeq and is a predicted model, not a curated record. Gene Ontology annotation, molecular function: nitronate monooxygenase activity. NCBI's taxonomy places the organism in Eukaryota, Fungi, Basidiomycota, Agaricomycetes, Boletales, Suillaceae. The transcript has 10 exons. The coding region runs from base 112 to 1176 and encodes 354 amino acids.
GCAAGUUGUUCCGUCGUGGCAUGCAUCCUCACUCAAAUGGCUGCCGAGUACGUGGAAGAGUUGUGGUUCCCAUUCGAAUUUCGGUUCCUAUCUUCAACUUGAUCCCUCAUCAUGCCUUCCUCGCAGCCAGUGUUCUCGACGCCUCUGACGCGCCUCUUCAAGAUCAAUCAUCCCGUCAUGCUUGCAGGCAUGAGUGUUGCUGCAGGGCCCAAGCUAGCUGCAGCAGUGACCAAUGCUGGUGGCAUUGGUGUCAUUGGGGGAGUUCGCCUGAGUCCCAAGAUACUCCAGCAAACCAUUGAUGAACUCAAGAGCUAUCUGGAAGACAAGAACGCACCAUUUGGCGUAGACCUCUUACUUCCUCAAGUGGGCGGUAAUGCACGGAAGACGAAUUAUGAUUACACGAACGGUCAACUCAACGAGCUGUUGGACAUCAUUAUAAACAGCGGGGCUGCACUUUUCGUUUCUGCUAUAGGGGUUCCACCCAAAGAAGCUGUUGACAAGCUUCAUGCUGCUGGGAUCCCGGUCAUGAACAUGAUCGGUCACCCAAAGCAUGCCAGGAAAGCCCUCGAGUUAGGUAUUGACAUCAUUUGCGCGCAAGGUGGUGAAGGAGGUGGCCACACUGGCGACACUCCAUUCUCCAUCCUGAUACCAGCAACCGUCGACCUUUGCAAGAAUGCCAAAAGCCCUUUAACAGGUGAGCCAGUCGUCGUCGUCGCUGCUGGGGGUAUCGCGGAUGGCCGUGGUCUUGCUGCCGCACUUUCCUACGGUGCAUCCGGUGUUUGGGUUGGCACGCGCUUUGUCGCAAGUGCCGAAGCAAGUGCCCCGCCGAAACACAAGGAACAACUUAUCUCAGCUGGUCAUGACGACACCAUCCGUACUCUCAUAUAUAGCGGUCGUCCGUUAAAUGUGCGGAAGACUCCUUAUGUUGCAGACUGGGAGACCCGGCGACAAGGGGAAAUUGCAGAGCUUGUCGCGCAGGGCAAGAUCCCGCAUGACGUCGAACUACAAACACAUCCCGAAAAAUCUCUAGAGGGACGAAUGUGGUUGAUGGGUAAGGUCGCAGGAUCCAUCAACGAUAUCAAGCCAGCGAAGGAGAUUGUCGAUGAGCUAGUUGCAACAGCAGCUGCGAGCUUGAAAACAGCUUCAGCUCUCAUGACAAGCAAAGCAAAGUUAUGAGUGGCGAUUUACCUGGACACCUCUACAAGUCGAGUCGUAUCGUAAGAAUAAGGUCCACAGUAAUUCCCAUCUGCGCGGCCUCACAUGAACAUCGAAUUAUCAUUAUUAUUGCAGUGGCAUGCGUCGCUGUAGGAUCUUUGUUUUCUUUAUACCUCGAACAC